CAGUUGUCAGAACAAGAAGUUAUUGGAAAAAACUAACACAUAUGAAGAAUCAUCUCAAUGGGAAAUGAAGGAAUUUUUUAGAAAACACAGUCUUGAAGAUUUAUGUUUUGGAAAUGAUUGGGAAGACAAAAAUCAAUUUCAAACACAUCAAAAUCAGGAAUACUUCAAGCAACUGACACUUACCUGUGAAAAAAUGCUUACUGUGAACCAACAUACAGUUUUGAGUCACCAGAGACUUAAUACAGGAGAGAAAGCAAGUGAAUUUAAAUGUGAAAAAGCCCUCAGUUUUGGAUCAGACCAUAUUCAUCCUCAGUUAACUCACUCUGGUAACAAAUUCCAUGAAGAUAAGGACUGUGGGAAAACCUUUCUUCCUGAUUCAGAACUCACUCACUUUCAGCAAGUUCUCUAUGGUAAGAAAACUCAUCAAUGGAAGGAAUCUAGAGAGCCAUUCAGUUUGCAUUCAAGAAUAUUUGGCCUUCAGAGAAUCCAUACUGGUGAGAAAUCUUAUGAAUGUAAGGAAUGUGGAAAAUCCUUUACUUUGAAGUCAAACUUAACCCGACAUCACAGAAUUCAUACUGGUGAGAGGCCAUAUGCAUGUGAUGACUGUGGGAAAGCCUUCACUCAGCGAUCACAUCUUACUUCACAUCAGAAUAUUCACACUGGAGAAAAAGCUUAUGCAUGUGGAGUCUGUGGUAAGGCUUUUAAUCGUGGCUCAAGCCUGACUAAGCAUCAGAACAUUCAUUAUCAUGUGAUUAAUGCUGACAAGAAAAUAUAUGAAUGUAUAGAAUGUGGCAAGGGUUUUAAUAGGCAUUCAAAUCUCACUCGUCAUAAGAAACUUCAUGCUAGAUCAGCUCUUACUAGUCAUAACAGUAAUCAGCCUGGAGAGAAACCUUUUAGAUAUAAGAGAUGUGGGAAAUCUUUUAGAUUUCCUUCACAACUUAGUUUACAUAGACAAAUUCAUACUGGUGAGAAAUGUUAUGAAUGUAAGGAAUGUGGAAAACCAUUUACUUUGAAGUCAAACUUGGCUCAACAUCACAGAGUUCAUACUGGUGAGAGGCCAUAUGCAUGUGAUGACUGUGGAAAAGCCUUCACUCAUCGAUCAAAUCUUGCUUCACAUCAGAAAAUUCACACUGGAGAAAAAGCUUAUGUAUGUGAGGUUUGUGGAAAAGGUUUUAAUCGCAGCUCAAACCUGACUCAGCAUCAGAAUAUUCAUUAUGUAGUUAAUACUGGCAAGAAAAUAUAUGAAUGUAAAGAAUGUGGCAAGGGUUUUAAUCGGCAUUCAAAUCUCACUCGUCAUAAGAAAACUCAUGUGGGAGAGAAACCUUUUAAAUGUAAGGAAUGUGGAAACGCCUUUAGUCAAAAAUCACAUCUUACCAAACAUCAGAGAAUCCACACUGGUGAACGUAACAAGUCUUUUUCUGUCCCGCCAGCCAGCUCCCAAAUAAUGACAUAGAGACUUACUGUUAAUUUUGAAAGCUUGGCCUUAGCUUAGGCUUUUCCCACUAACUCUUCUAACUUAAUUAACCUGCUUUUAUUAAUCUAUGUUUUACCACGUGGCUUUUUACCUUCCUUUCAUCUUGCACCUCCUGUUUCCUUUCCCUGUCUCCUGGCAUGCCAUGUGUGCCUAGAAUGUCCUCCUUCCUCUCUCUCUGCCUGGAAGUCCCACCUAUACCUCCUGCCUAGCUAUUGGCCAUUUAGCUUUUCAUUAUAUCAAUCACAGCAAUACAUCUUCACAGUGUACAAAUAUCCCACAACAGGUAAAACCCUUAGGAAUGUUCAGAGUGUGGUAAAGUUUUUCAUCAUUGCUCACACUAUGUCAGCAUCAGAAAAUUGAUACAGGUGUGGAAUGAGACUAGUAAGAAGAAUACAGAAAAGCCCUUAUGGGUCGACAGCUGGGGAGCUGCAUGGGGCUGCACUCGGCACUCUGAAUGUCGAUGACAGUUGCAUGGCUUGAUGUGUUUAUGAGUCCCCUGGCAAUGGGACCAGGACUUAU
Messenger RNA from Peromyscus eremicus (cactus mouse), 1993 nucleotides. RefSeq names its product zinc finger protein OZF-like. The transcript has a single exon. Gene Ontology annotation, molecular function: RNA polymerase II cis-regulatory region sequence-specific DNA binding; DNA-binding transcription activator activity, RNA polymerase II-specific. Gene Ontology annotation, cellular component: nucleus. The record is from RefSeq and is a predicted model, not a curated record. The coding region runs from base 65 to 1453 and encodes 462 amino acids. Lineage: Eukaryota; Metazoa; Chordata; Mammalia; Rodentia; Cricetidae. Gene Ontology annotation, biological process: regulation of transcription by RNA polymerase II.